UUAAAAUAAAAGCAGCUUUUAUUCAUUUCAUUUCACAAUUUUCAAUGGCUUCUUCACUUUCACUUUCAAAGCUUGUAACACCAAACGCAAGAAGCGCUUCUUCACCAGAAUCGCUUCGGUCCAGAUCCAUCAAAACAAACUUCCUCGCUUUCAAUCUUUCAUCAACAACUUUCAGAACUAAUCUAUCUGCUUCUCUUCGAACUCAUCACGAAAACGCUUUCAAAGCGUCUUUAAGGGUUAGAUGCUCACAAACAGAUGGAAAUGGAGUUCCUGCAAAGAGGACAGUACUUCAUGAUCUUUAUGAGAAACAAGGGCAGAGUCCAUGGUAUGAUAACCUCUGCCGACCAGUUACGGAUCUGAUUCCUCUUAUUGAAAGUGGUGUCAGAGGCGUCACUAGUAACCCAGCGAUCUUCCAGAAAGCUAUCUCAUCUUCAAAUGCUUACAAUGAUCAGUUCAGGGAACUUGUGCAAGCAGGGAAAGACAUUGAAAGUGCGUAUUGGCAACUUGUAGUGAAGGACAUUCAAGACGCUUCCAAACUAUUUGAACAAAUUUACGAUCAAACUGAUGGUGGUGAUGGCUAUGUGUCUGUUGAAGUAUCUCCUAAUCUUGCUGAUGAUACUGAAGGAACCAUAGAAGCUGCAAAAUGGCUCCAUAAAUUGGUUUCUCGCCCCAAUGUUUAUAUUAAGAUUCCAGCUACAGCUGCUUGUGUCCCUUCAAUAAAGGAAGUGAUUGCCAAUGGAAUAAGUGUGAACGUGACUCUGAUAUUCUCUCUUGAAAGAUAUGAAGCUGUAAUUGACGCUUACUUGGAUGGUCUUGAGGCAUCUGGUUUAAAUGACCUCUCUAGAGUCACAAGUGUUGCCUCUUUCUUUGUCAGUCGAGUGGACACUCUCAUUGACAAAAGCCUUGAGAAAAUUGGCACUCCAGAGGCCCUUAAUCUGCGUGGAAAGGCAGCAGUAGCCCAAGCAGCACUGGCUUACCAGCUUUACCAAAGGAAGUUUUCUGGUCCAAGGUGGGAAGCUCUAGUUAAAAAGGGAGCCAAAAAGCAAAGGCUCCUUUGGGCUUCUACCAGUGUUAAGAAUCCUGCCUACUCUGACACCUUAUAUGUUGCUCCUCUUAUUGGACCCGACACCGUAUCUACCAUGCCAGACCAAGCUCUUCUAGCAUUUAUCGAUCAUGGUGCUGUAGCCAGGACAAUAGACUCAAAUGCAUCUGAAGCUGAAGGAAUAUACAAUGCUAUUCAGAAAUUGGGUAUUGAUUGGAGCAAUGUUGGUAACCAGCUUGAACUUGAAGGAGUUGAUUCAUUUAAGAAAGCCUUUGAUAGCCUUCUGGAUUCACUGCAGGAGAAGGCAAAAGCUCUUAAAUUGGUCAGUAAGUGAAGUUGCAACUUUUAUGGUUAAUUAUUGCUGUGUAAUGUAUGAUGUCAUUUGAGAUUAAUAAGAGACAGUGGCUGGGGGUUGUGAUUUGUGCUGCUGUAAUGUUCUUCAUGGAAUCAUUGACGAUAGUGAUACGUUAAAAGUUGAACUUCUUGGCUUCUAGGUUGAGUUUUUUUAUUUCUUUCCAUGUACCAUGUAUGCGGCGGUUUUUUAGGGAAAUGGAAAUAGAUUCCUGUGCAAUAACUGCCGCCCCAUGCAAUUUUCAAUUUCUGACUGUUAAAUCUAAAUAAAAGAUUGUGAUUGUUUAAACUGA
Molecule: messenger RNA, 1686 nt
Organism: Lathyrus oleraceus (garden pea)
Lineage: Eukaryota; Viridiplantae; Streptophyta; Magnoliopsida; Fabales; Fabaceae
Exons: 7
Coding region: 45-1376 (443 amino acids)
Biological process (GO): pentose-phosphate shunt; carbohydrate metabolic process
Cellular component (GO): cytoplasm; intracellular anatomical structure
Molecular function (GO): transaldolase activity
Source: RefSeq, a predicted model, not a curated record